Xylona heveae TC161 is the source of this 442-nucleotide messenger RNA. RefSeq lists its product as hypothetical. Bases 124 to 345 code for a protein of 73 amino acids. The record is from RefSeq and is a predicted model, not a curated record. The transcript has a single exon. NCBI's taxonomy places the organism in Eukaryota, Fungi, Ascomycota, Xylonomycetes, Xylonales, Xylonaceae.
UCGAUACCUGACGAAAUCGAGGGCGCCUUGGGAUGAUCUAUUGUCUCUGCUACACUUAAUUUGUUUGUAUAGCGCUAUGCAUCAACAUGCUUGGCUGUUCAUUGUUAGGACCAUUUAUCAUUAAUGUUCUGCUUACACCGCCGUGCCUGUCUCGGGAUGAUAUGCCAAGGAUUGAUAAAUUUUCACGUGAUGUUCAUGCAUGUUUCUGUAUUAUUUUUCACUGCCUACCAAACUUCCAGUAUGUCUAUUUGCAAUCGUUGUGAGGCUUGCACGAUCUGCUUCAUAUCUGGCUUCUAUUGGCAUAUAUUCUGUGCCGCGGCUCGACACUUUGGCCAUGUAAUUUGACUUCCUUUGCCCGCUUCUAGCCAUUCAUCAGACCAGCUCGUUACAAAAUAAUCGGGAUUUGAGCAUUUGAUGGGUAUAUGAUUCAUUGAUAAGGAUG